Molecule: messenger RNA, 2028 nt
Organism: Haliotis rufescens (red abalone)
Lineage: Eukaryota; Metazoa; Mollusca; Gastropoda; Lepetellida; Haliotidae
Product: LETM1 domain-containing protein 1-like
Exons: 9
Coding region: 14-1087 (357 amino acids)
Biological process (GO): intracellular monoatomic cation homeostasis
Cellular component (GO): mitochondrial inner membrane
Molecular function (GO): ribosome binding
Source: RefSeq, a predicted model, not a curated record
CAGCUGAGAAAACAUGGCUGCGCCCAGUCGGCGUUUAUGCACGCUGAUUCGAUUGCAAGAAAAUUCACACUUUCCCUUGAUAUGUAAUUCAUGUAUAAGAUACAUGUCCGGAGGUCCUCCUGAUGGACAUGUGUCGCCUCCUGGUUUCAUUAAGAGGUACAUCGUUGACCACAUCGUCAACUUUGUGUCCAAGAGGACAGAGAAGCUUGAACGGAGAUAUCCGAAAGUGUUUGAAAUCUACAGAACGUUUAGAACAGGCAGUUCCACUUUUGUGAGUGAGACCAAGGACUACUACAAUGUCACCACGGAGUUGUGGGGAGGCCGCUCACUCGGGACCUUCUCCAGACAUCAGCUAGAAGUCUACAAACAGAUGCCCAGGGACCUGUUUCGUAUCGCCCCUAUACUGCUGAUCUCUGUGCUCCCAGGGGGAGGGGCAAUUAUAGCACUAGCGUAUUUGUAUCCCCGGUUCUUCCUGUCCCAUCACUUCUGGACACAGAAGCAGAGGGAGAAGUUCUGGAGUCAGAAUCUGGAGUCACGUCUGCACCAUGCGUCGGCCAUCUUGGAUUGGACCAUCCGACAGAGUAUCCAUGUCCCAAACCAGAAGAUGAGAGAUAAACUUGUUCGUGUUGUACAGAAGCUAGAGCAUGCUGUUCAGCCAAGUAUGGAAGAACUCCUGGAGGUGUUACCUCUGUUUGCUUCAUUCCCCUACCAGACAGACAGGAUGGCCGGAGUGUACAUGAGGCAUUUAGCCCGGUCUUUGAACUUCUGGCCGAUACGAUCUCGACUAUACCAGGACGCGAUGAUCCUGUUGUACGCUGACCUGGCCAUGGUGGGCGAGGGCAUCGACAACAUGGAGGAUUUCGCCCUGGAGAAGGCUUGCUUCCUGAGGAGUUUGAAUCCAUUUGGCCUGACAAGAGAAGAAAAAAUAGCUUAUUUAAAAAACUGGACAAAGAUCAGCCAAGAAAUUGAUGAGUCAAACAUCUCUUUCUUACUCCACUGUCCCGCUUUCCUGGCCGUGGUCCAUCCCAACAACCUGCAGCUGCUUGGAGGCAAGAGGUCAUUCUGGAGGAAGAAAACCGGGGGAUGAGCGCUGGGUGGUCAUGUGACUGUCAUGUGAUCAUUACAGACUGGCUGUGAUAUAUAGAUAAAUAUAACCCUUCUCCUGUGACCUUGAACUAUGGGAGGACAACUGAGUUACUUGGCCAGUGGUCUUGGUAUUUGUAGUCUAGACUUCACUCAGCCAAAUAUGGCGGUUCUAUAUCAAGCAGACAUUAUAAUUAUUAUCCAGCUCCUGUGAGCAAUUCAUUUGUUGUAUCUUUUACUACUCAUCUGAUUUAUCUGCAAUUCACUAUGCAGAGUUGCGUCCCUUGGGCAUGCAAGAAACCUAUGAUUGUAGGAUCAAAUCCCGGUUCGCCCCGAUUAUGUUUCUAGGUUUGUCAGCACCAUACCCGAAGUGGUAAACAUCUGAGACCUGCAUCAUUUCAGGCUUUCGUCCCACAUUAAGCUGAGAUGCCGUGAUAUAACUGGAAUACUGUUAAAAGUGGUGUUAAACACAACUCACUCACUCACUCACUCAUCUGAUUUAUGUGGUGUAGUAUGGUACGCAGAACUCAGAAGAUAAAUUAUAAAAAUAAUUAGGAUCGUUGCAGAAGUUGGUUAUUAUUUUACAUGAUAAAGAGAUCCAGGUUAGAAUAGGUCUUCAACAACCCACACUUGCCAUAAGAGCCUGCUGUGCUUGUUGUAAGAGGCGACUAACUUUCCUCAUUUGAAAUCCCCAGCAGUCUAUACUGGUCGACACAGUGUGACCAGUGGCCAGGCUUGGUUACCUGGUGAAUACUGUUAAAAUGGGUGUUAAACCCAACUCACUCACUCAAGCUGAUUUAGAAUGAAUCGACCACCCACAUGGUCAAGUGGAUAGAGCACCUGCCUAGAGAGCGAAAGGUCGGGGGUUCAAUCCCUGGCAGUGUCAUACCAAAAGAUGCUAAAAGACGGUAUUGUUACCCAGCCUGGCGCUCAGCUGUGAGGGGA